Messenger RNA from Gracilinanus agilis (Agile Gracile Mouse Opossum), 1772 nucleotides. It is a transcript of the gene USP11, whose product is annotated as ubiquitin specific peptidase 11. NCBI's taxonomy places the organism in Eukaryota, Metazoa, Chordata, Mammalia, Didelphimorphia, Didelphidae. Gene Ontology annotation, molecular function: cysteine-type deubiquitinase activity. Gene Ontology annotation, biological process: protein deubiquitination. The transcript has 13 exons. The annotation marks the transcript as partial. The record is from RefSeq and is a predicted model, not a curated record.
CUGUGACCCCUCCCCCCCUUUUCCACUCUUUCCUUUCUCUCUUUCUCCCGACCUUCCCAGGUUCCUGGUGGAACAUCACUGGUACCAGCAGUGGGAGGCCUACGUCCGAGCUGGAGAUCAGGACUCCAGUGCUUUCCCUGGGCCUGUCAACAACGGGGAGCUCUUCGAAGACCAAGAAACAUGGCGCCUGAAGGAACGGCUGGUGGAAGGCGAGGACUAUGUACUGCUGCCAGCCAUGGCCUGGCAUCUUCUGGUUAACUGGUAUGGGCUGGAGCCCGGGCAGCCACCCAUUGAGCGGAAGGUAGUGGAGCUGCCCAGCACCCACAAGGUAGAGGUCUAUCUGGUUGAACUGCUCCUGUGUCAGCACAAUGACAUGGAAAUAUCCCGGCCUGCGCAAUUCAGCCGAGCAGACCCUGUCGAGUUGGUCCUUCAGACAGCCAGGGAGCAAUUCUUAGUGGGGCCAGAGGAAGAGACACGCCUGUGGGUGAAGAAUGCAGAUGGCUCCUGUGAGAGACUGAGGAACGUACAUAUGUCUGUGUUAGAUGCCUGCCUUGGGCCUGGUCAGGUUGUCAUCAUGGAGACUCGGAACAAAGACGGCACGUGGCCUAGUUCCCGGCCUCACAUCAUGAAGAGCGUGGGAGAUGACGAAGACAGUUUCCGAGGCCAGCCAGGUGUCUGUGGCCUCACCAACCUGGGGAACACAUGCUUCAUGAAUUCAGCCCUGCAGUGCCUGAGCAAUGUCCCCCCACUGACGGAAUACUUCCUACACAACCACUACUUGAAGGAGCUGAACUUCUGCAACCCACUAGGCAUGAAGGGCGAGAUUGCCGAGGCCUAUGCUGACCUGGUCAAACAGGCCUGGUCUGGCCACCACCGCUCUGUGGUCCCCCGGAUGUUCAAGACCAAGGUUGGCCAUUUUGCCUCCCAAUUCCUUGGGUACCAGCAGCACGACUCCCAGGAGCUCCUGUCCUUCCUGCUUGAUGGGCUGCAUGAGGACCUGAACCGGGUCAAGAAGAAGGAGUAUGUGGAGCUUCGUGAUGCUGCCGGCCGGCCUGACCAGGAGGUGGCAGAUGAAGCGUGGCGGAACCACAAGCGGCGGAAUGACUCUGUCAUUGUGGACACAUUUCAUGGACUCUUCAAGUCAACACUGGUGUGCCCCGAAUGUGGAAAGGUGUCUGUAACCUUUGACCCCUUCUGCUACCUGAGUGUCCCUCUGCCUGUGAGCAAAGAGCGUGGCAUGGAGGUCUUCUUUGUUUCUAUGGACCCUCGGCGAAAGCCUGAGCAGCACCGUCUGGUUGUGCCGAAGGCGGGGAAGGUGCUGGACCUCUGUGUGGCACUGGCUAAGCACACAGGUGUCUCUCCGGACAGGAUGAUGGUGGCUGAUGUGUUCAGCCAUCGCUUCUACAAGAUUUACCAACUGGAGGAGUCUCUGAGCUGUAUCCUGGACCGCGAUGACAUCUUUGUGUACGAGGUGUCUGGUGGAGCUGGAGGUGGGGAGGGCACAGGAGAGGAUGUGGUGCUUCCUGUGUACCUUCGGGAGCGGACCCCGGCCCGGGACUACAGUGACUCUUACUAUGGUCUCAUGCUUUUUGGACACCCCCUGCUGGUAUCUGUGCCCCGUGACCGGCUCUCCUGGGAUGCCCUCUACCAUAUCCUGCUGCAUCGCCUUUCGCGAUACGUUACCCGACCGGACUCGGACUCGGACGACGAGGAGGAUGAGGACUCGGACGAGGAUGAGGAAGAUGAGGACGAGGACGAGGAGGAUGAGAAUA